Messenger RNA from Polypterus senegalus (gray bichir), 3059 nucleotides. RefSeq names its product zinc finger protein 184-like. NCBI's taxonomy places the organism in Eukaryota, Metazoa, Chordata, Cladistia, Polypteriformes, Polypteridae. The transcript has 2 exons. The record is from RefSeq and is a predicted model, not a curated record. The coding region runs from base 104 to 1711 and encodes 535 amino acids.
CCAGCCACUUUUUUUAUUGUCUUUUUUUCCACGUGGUCCCGCUGAGGUAGUUUGAAAGUGGAGAAAGCUGCAAACCGCUAUUUUUGCGGAGAAUCGCUACACGAUGGCCGGCACAGUCCCUCUCGCUGGCUUUAAAGAACAGUUCGAUACAAUGAAGUCGGCAGUGCAAGGGAUGCUGGGCGACCUGACAGCUUUUGUGGAAAGUAGGUUCGCAGACUUCGAGCGCGAGAUCGCAAGUAAAGGCAAGGAGAUCGAAGGACUCAAAGUGCGCCUGGAAAUCUCCCAGUGCGAGCUGAAGGCAAUGCACGAGUACCUGAGUUCCGUGGACGAAAAAAAGAAGACAAGUGUGGGUUUAGCUGAGGAAGAAGAGGAACAGGGGGAGAAGGAUAACGGACAAGGGAAAGCGGCAAGCAGCUACACCACAGAUCCUGUGGAGGAGGCGCCGAGGGUCCGUGCAGAGCUCCAGAAACAGCUGCGCAUGUUGAGGGGCGAGGGUGCAGUAAAAGACUCAGAUAAGACGAAGUCUCAAGGAUCAAACUCCCACCUCACAGCUGAAAUUCCUGAGAAGAUACAAAGGGUGACUCACAAUGGUACACCAGAUGUAAGUUUGGAGCGUCCAGAGCAGCAUGCCAGGGGCAUUUAUAGAGGUGCCAAAGCUGACGAUUCUCUGCCAAGUGAGUCUGGAACAAAGUCAGAAUUGGUUACUGUUUAUCUAGACAAGGAAUACAAGCGUGUUGAAGAUAAAGCCCCCAAACCACACUUUUUGUUAGAAAUGCAGGCAUUGUCUGAAAGUCCCUCCACUGUUGCUCCUUUUAUGGAAAAUAUGUUAGGGACCUGCAGUGAGAAGAAAUUUCAACCUAAAGACGAGCUGUUGGAAAAAUCAAAACUGGAGAAUACAAACCUGCAGGAACCACUUAGCAAAGGGAACAGAAGUAAGCAGCGAAGCGAUAGUGAAGAAAGGAAAUUUGAAUGUCAAGAGUGCAGGAAGAGAUUCAAAACUUCAGAAAUACUGAAGAGGCACAAGCUGUCUCACACUGGAGAGAAACCGUUCCACUGUGACAAAUGCAAUGGUCGCUUUACCCGGCUGAGCCACCUUAAGAAACACCAGACAGCGCACAUCAAUGGGAAAAUGCUUAGCUGUUUUCAGUGUGGGAAGUGGUUAAAGACCCCUGAAACCCUGAGGAAACACCAAAAGAUACACAUGGAAGAGAAGUCAAGUGUAAAGCCGCAGCCUGAAAGUGAGGUGCCUUCUGUCAGUGAGUCCACACCAAAAAAUCCUGACCCUCAAGAGUGGCCAACCAGUGGUGUGUCCUCUGAGGUUGCUGAUGCCGAGAUAUCCAGUCCCCCAGAAGAAAAGCCAGUUCUACCUGUAGAGAAACCACAUGAGCGCAUGGACUGUGAGGAGACGGGCAUGUUGAAGCAAGGCCGUAAAAAGAGUCAUAAGGUUGAGAGGCAAUUCCUCUGUUCCCAUUGUGGGAAACAUUUCAGAUAUCUGUAUGCUCUUAAAAGACAUGACUUAGUUCACACGGGAAAGAAGCCAUUUCCCUGCCCGGAGUGUGGGAGAGGAUUUCGUUGUAAUUCAGACCUUAAACGGCAUCAGAAGACCCACAUCGGACAAAAGCCUUACACCUGCCCCAACUGCUCUAAAACCUUUCUUAAGAUGUCUCACUUGCAAGAGCAUCUGCUGACUCACAAAAGUGAGACGGAAUGAAGAGUUAUGUUUUGUACUCUUUACAUGUUACAUGAGAAAACCCUGUUGGCAGGAGAAGAGCUGCUUUCUGAAGACCACCUCUUAGAACCCAAGGAUCUGGUUUCAACCCUUACAGAGGUAGACACUAUUUCGGAAGCUAGAGAAAUGUGAAGAUCUUUUAGCUGUUCUUUUUAUAUCUGUGGCACUGUGCAUGUUCUGCAACAAAACAAUCCAUGCCAGAGUACGGUUUUCACCCCCAAGAAACUAAAUGCAUAAUCUGGACAGCAAACUAGAGCUCAACACUUUCGAUUUAGAUCAACCAACCUGAAAUCGCAAGUCUAAAUCCCAUAGUGGUGUGACACCAUGAGUUCAAAGGGUUUGGUUUUACAUAGCAAUCCAUCCUGUGUUCCUCAAGCCAACUUUUUACCAGUUGCCUGACCAAGUCUGACUAACCAACCAGUUUUCCAGCUCUUCUAUCUAGACAUUCACGUCCAAAAUAUACAUUUAUUUAAUCCCAAGUGCCUUGGUACUGUACAUGUGAACCUCUAAAAAAAGUCCUAAUGAAGGUCUAAAUUCCAUGAUGAUGUGACACCGUGAGUGUAAAACUUUUGGUUUUGCAUAGCUACCCAUCAUGUGUUCCUCAAGGUAUCUUAUUUUCCAGUUGUUUGACCCAGCAUGACUAACCAGACUGAUAUGUGGCUCCUUGGUGGAAGUCCAUGUCCACAAUUUAACUUCAUUUAAUCCUAAGUGCCUGAGUAGUACACAAAUGAACCUCUAAAAUCCCAUGGGGUUGUGACACAGUGAGUGUAAAAGAUUUGGUUUUACACACUCAGCUAUCUUGUGUCCUUCGAGCCAACUUAUUUUCCACCUGACUGACUCAGCAUAAUUAAUCAGUCAGUUUUCUGGCCUUUGAGUGGAAGUUCAUUCCACAAUUUAUUUCCAUUUACUGCCAUGUGCCUUGGUACAGUUCACACGAACCUCUAAAAACCUCCAGGUAACUAGCUGAUGAUUUCCUAUUGUUUGUAUUUAAUUUGUUUUGAACCCAUGACUGUUUUUUACAAUUAGGUAUUGUAGCUGGCUUUCACACAAUGACAUGCCUUCUGUAUGCAACCAAAGAUUGGAAAUGUUGAAUUUUUUUUUUCCUUACUUUUAUAAGAAGCUCCACUGGGAAGCCCAGAGUAAUGGUGGGUAGACUUGGAUGAGACUGGCUGUAGGUUUGUAUCUCAUCUAGUUGUGCCGCCAGUGGAUGGUUACCUAAUUCAUCUCCUUCUUCAUCAGUUCCUGCAUUAUAAGAUGAGAGUGACAUGAUCAUGCAGAAUUGUUUUUGAAAUUACAGUCCAAGAUAUGAUCUAAAGAGACAAAAAAAAAA